Messenger RNA from Sphaerulina musiva SO2202, 481 nucleotides. RefSeq lists its product as uncharacterized. Lineage: Eukaryota; Fungi; Ascomycota; Dothideomycetes; Mycosphaerellales; Mycosphaerellaceae. Bases 130 to 291 code for a protein of 53 amino acids. The record is from RefSeq and is a predicted model, not a curated record. The transcript has a single exon.
AGCGUCGCUGGCAGUUCUGGUAACGAUGGCAUCCAGUAAACUUGCAUUUGGAAGUCGAGCUCGCGAACCCGUCCCCCACAAUGCCACUCUGUGGUCGUGAUGUGACCGAAUGGCGUGUAUGUCCACCACAUGCUAUGGCGCCAGCAGGCCCCCCCGGGUUCUGCUACAGCUGUAUUGGUGAGGAUGAUUGACCACAACCUCCUCCCCCAUACAGAUGCAGGUGCACAAGCCACUCAGCACGACGCACGCAUGCGGAGAACCCAGCAGGCCCAGCAUAUUGGCAUGCUCUAGACACCAGAAAAUAGUGCAAACGUGUGCGAGGACAUCGCUUCCGGGCUAGGUUCAGUCCCGCCCGGCUGUAUACAGUGCAAUGCUUGCCAUCCCUUCCUCCUCUGCAAUAAUGCUUAGGGGCCUCGCCUACUGGAAGAAUGCGCCCCCCUCUUUACAGGUCACUCCGAAGAUGUAUAACAGUAGUUCUCAC